UUCCCACAAUCCACCGGGGGACAAUGAAGGCGCCUUUUGCAGCCUGCAGCCCAUACAUGUCAACAAGGAGGAGGGGGAGAAGAGGCUCCGCUUCUAGUUAAUACAUCUAAUGCGUGAAUAUAUAACACGCGGGUUUAGUGGGACAAUACGUGUGUCUCAUUCCUCUGUUUAACGUCCUCUAACGUGUAUCACCACCGACAUGGCUCCGUUCAGCCUUGUGACAGCAAGCGUUAGCUGGUUGGCUAAGUCCUUCAGUGUUCUCUCCAGCACAAGCACCCUGGCAAGGUGCGCCAGUGUCCUCCCAUCUGCAUACGUCAACCCAGUGAGAUGUCUGACCUCUCAGGCCAGCGGGCCCCCAAAAAGACCUCUGAACGGAUACCUGAGAUAUGUUCUGCAACAGCAGCCGGUCAUUACUCGACACAACCCAGAAAUCAAAUCCGUGGAUAUCAUCAGGAAAAUCGCCCAGCAGUGGAGAACAAUGAGCCCAGAACAGAAACGGCCUUUUGAGGAAGCCUCUGUGCUGGCCAGGGAGCAGUUUAAGGUGGACCUCCAGCACUACCAGGCCCAGCUGACCCCAGCACAGGUCCAGCAACAAGCCCAGGAGAAGAGGCAGAGGAUGGCCAAGAGGAAGGCCAUCCGCAAAAAGAGGGAGUUGAACAACCUGGGGAAGCCCAAGCGUCCUCGCUCGCCAUUCAACAUUUUCAUGUCAGAGCACUUUGAGGAGGCCAGAGGAACCACCACACAGGCAAAGAUGAAGUCCCUGUUGGAGGACUGGAGGAACCUGUUCAGUCACCAGAAACAGGUCUACAUGCAGCUGGCAGAGGACGACAAAAUUCGCUAUAAGAAUGAGAUGAAGUCGUGGGAGGAUCACAUGAUGGAGAUCGGACGAGAAGACCUGAUCCGAGAGCAGACGCUGUCCACCAAGAAAAAACCUGCCACAAAGACUUCAGCGGCCAAGACGGGAACAAAUGCCAAAGCUAAAGCAGUAAAGAAGGCCACUGCCACAGGGAAGUCCAAACCAACCAGGAAGACGGCAAAGAGUAGCUCUGUGAAAACGGUCAGGACUACGAAGAAGACAUAAGACGGUUCAUCUACGAGAGGGAAGCAAAAAAAGAGCGUUCAUGACAACUGAAACAGAAGUUCUGAUGACCCAGGGCUGUGUUCUGCUUGUUUUUUUCAUCUAACUUAAUAGUCACAUAGUUACCAGUUGUCAUGAAUGCUUCCUAGGUUCAACAGGGAAAAACCUUUUAUAGCAUUCAGACAGGACAAGAUUAUUUCACAAUAAAUCAUCAUCACAUCUGUACAGUAAGAACUUCACCAGAUAAACAAAAUGAUGUAGAGUGGGGUUGUUGCAGGUUGAGAGAGUGAAGAACUUGAUGAAAUGUAAUGAUUUCAGAAGCUUACACAUACUGUCUGAAAUGUUUUAAAGGGUUCACAGCCCUGAGUGUUACCACAGUAUACUUGAGGAGUAUAAAGGUUACUGUUGCAGUCCCAAAAAACAACCACACAUUUCUAUUUUUGGUUUUUCAUAAAGAGUAUUCAUGUAAAAAAAAAAAAAAAAAGUUAUUCUUAGUUUGACUAGUCAACAAAUCCAUAAAAGUCCCAAACCAACAGCGUGUUAGUCCGUGUCCAUAUACCUCCCAUGUGGCUGUCAGCCCCAGGCCCAUUGGUUCCUACUGAAGGCACACAUCUUUAUAAGUGGGAGGCUAAUACUACGUUUGAGGUUUUUUUCUAUUUUCAAAGGAUUUGUUGACGAUAAGAAAACUAGAAUAACAGCCCUAUCCUGAACAGAGUGCAUGUCCCCCGGAAGGGUUUACAGACGGCACUUCCUCUAAAGUCCAGACUAUAGUAAGCUCCCAUAAUGCAACCUGACUGAGUUCUUUGUCUCGCAGCUGCUGUUCAUGUAGCAUAACCUGGUACAGUCAACCUCAAACUGUGAAAUACUGCUUUUUGUCAUUUAUGGCAUAAGUAACAUUACUGACUGACACCACAUUUGUUUUAAACACCAAAUUUGUUUUAAAGUUCCAAAUUAUGCAUUGUUCCAGCUUUUUAUGAGAUUUUGUUUUUGGUUCAAUUAACUGCUGUAAAAAAAGAAAUAAAAAAAAAAGAAGCUGUUAUGGUUGAUGAUAAAUUAGCUUACCUUCAUCCAAAUGAUUAUGUGGCAUACCUUCCUUUGUGCUCAUCAGCCAAUGUGGGUUAAUAGUCCUGAAGUCCACAGUCUUUCUGCUCUUGUAUGUGAUGAACACACCUGUUGAUUAUGAAGAACGUAUUUUCAGUAUUGACCGUUGCUUUUGCUUGUAGAAUGUAUUUAGAGCUACCAGCAUUUAUUACACCCUGAUUUCUUUGUGCUGUGUAUUUACUGAAUAAAGAUGUACAUACACCUUUCUACAACAUGACCUUUUAUGG
Messenger RNA from Anoplopoma fimbria (sablefish), 2406 nucleotides. RefSeq names its product transcription factor A, mitochondrial (gene tfam). Gene Ontology annotation, molecular function: transcription cis-regulatory region binding. NCBI's taxonomy places the organism in Eukaryota, Metazoa, Chordata, Actinopteri, Perciformes, Anoplopomatidae. The transcript is spliced from 7 exons. The record is from RefSeq and is a predicted model, not a curated record. Bases 200 to 1081 code for a protein of 293 amino acids.